Oppiella nova is the source of this 1116-nucleotide messenger RNA. Lineage: Eukaryota; Metazoa; Arthropoda; Arachnida; Sarcoptiformes; Oppiidae. The record is from the annotation of a GenBank genome assembly.
AAAAAUGAGUUCAUAGACAAGACAUCGAAAGUGAAGGAUUUUGCUGAACACCAAUGGUUUGUGAGGAAUAUUCCGUUUAUUGAGAUUCCGGACAAACAUAUAGAAGACGUGUAUUACUAUCGGUGGUCAUCACUGAAGAGACACUUGCGAUACACCAUCACUGGUACGGGUUAUAUGAUCACCGAGUUUGUCAAUGAUAUCGGUUAUGCCAACAAGUUUGGUGUAAUCAACGCCGCCGGUGGACACCAGAUAUAUGAGGCUCGUUGGCUCAGGGAUACCAGAUAUGCCAAAUUUGGUGUAAUCAACGCCGCCGGUGGACACCAGAUAUAUGAGGCUCGUUGGCUCAGGGAUACCAGAUAUGCCAAAGAUUAUAUUAAUUUCUAUGCUCGUGGACUAGAAACUGGAGGUAAUCAUCAGUAUUCUGAAUGGAUCGCAGACUCGGCUUAUAAUACAUAUUUGGUUAACGGAGACAAAGAGUUUAUUGUCUCUCAAUUGGAUGGCUUUGUGAAGAUAUACAACGAUUGGGUCGACCAUUUCGAGCCUAAACUGGGUCUCUAUCACAUAUCUCCUGAAUGGGAUGCUCAGGAAUAUUCUGCGGCAUCCGUGCAAACCAAGGACCAAUAUCACGGGGGACUGGGUUAUAGGCCGAGUCAUAACUCGGAAAUGUAUGGCAACGCCGAAGCCAUUGUAAAAAUGGCACAAAUGAAGGGAAAUAAAGAUAUUGAGAAUGAGUUCAUAACUAAAGCCAAGGAAUUGCGAGAAAAUAUAAUUAAAUAUCUUUGGGACACAAACAGACUAUUCUUCUUUCAUAUGCAAAGAGAGAAUAACCCGAAUAAUACACUUCUGGACACCCGUGAGGAGGUGGGUCUCUACCCCUGGAGAUUCAAUGUACCGGACGGUCGCACCAACUUUUCACUCGCUUUCAGCCAAUUGUUUGAUUCCCAGGGCUUUGACUCCCAAUACGGACCGACCACUUGUGAGAUGAGGAGCAAGUGGUACGACGGCACCCAAAAGCACCAGUGCUGUUGGUGGAACGGUAACUCGUGGCCAUAUUCCACGGCACAUAUACUCAGAUCCCUGGCCACACACCUCAGACAAUACAGUCAACAGAAUCCU